AUGCUUACCUUCCACCCGAAACCUUUGGUCUUCUCCGCCGUAGCCAUGUCUGGGCCACACUCACACCAGCCGGAACGGAAAAUCACCAUAGCCGCAGAGAAUUAUCCGGUGCCACUGUCCCCUACGCUUCCCCCAAUCUCCAAGCAAAUCGAGCUCAGCAGAGCCAUGACCGCUUCUUCAAACUCAAGCCUCUAUUCCCUCUCACCCGCGGACAUUCUCUACCACGACGAUCACAUCAUCGCAGUCAACAAGCACAACGGAAUUUACUGCGAGACCCUCCUUUCCUCCCUCGCUUCCCAAUCGGACGAGCUUCACCUCGCUAAUCGACUCGACCGCGACACCAGUGGCAUAUUGCUCUUAACUAAGUCGCACAAGGUAGCCGCGAAACUUGUCAAGGCCUUCACCGAACACAAAGUGAAGAAAACAUACAUUGCCCUAUGCACCGGUCCUCCUCCAAAUUGGGAGCAGGUCACCGUCAGAUCCGGUCACGGGAGGUCCAAGUUUGGCGCUUGGCGAGUCUACGCUGCUUCCGAUGUGGGACGCACGCUACCGGGUGGCUCGGUCGUCCGGUCCAUGGAGACUUCCUUUGAGGUGUUGUCGGUAAACGGAAAUGGCGGCUUCAGGGAGGUCUCUGAUACGGGCGACGCGGGAAAUGUUUUGGUGGUUGAAGAAAAAGCGGUGAAAGAGGAUUGUAAUGACAGUGAGAUAGUGGUGAGAGCGUAUCCUCGGAGUGGAAGAACGCAUCAGAUUCGCUUGCACUGUCAAUACCUAGGGAUUUCUAUAAUAGGGGAUGUUAAAUAUGAAGGUGUAUACGAAUGGAAAGGUACAACUCAUCAUGCACAUCACCUUCAUGCAGAAACCUUGUCCUUUGAACAUCCUGUUACUGGUCUUAACGUCAUGCUACGUGCACCUCUCCCUCUAUGGGCUACCAAGGCGUUUCAGCAUUAA
Sphenostylis stenocarpa is the source of this 948-nucleotide messenger RNA. The record is from the annotation of a GenBank genome assembly. NCBI's taxonomy places the organism in Eukaryota, Viridiplantae, Streptophyta, Magnoliopsida, Fabales, Fabaceae.